CUCAUGGUGCCCAGACGUCCUGGCUAUGGCACCAUGGGCAAACCCAUUAAACUGCUGGCCAACUGCUUCCAAGUUGAAAUCCCAAAGAUUGAUGUCUACCUCUAUGAGGUGGAUAUCAAACCAGAUAAGUGUCCUCGGAGGGUGAACAGGGAGGUGGUGGACUCAAUGGUGCAGCAUUUUAAAGUGACAAUAUUUGGGGACCGCAGACCAGUUUAUGAUGGGAAGAGAAGCCUCUAUACAGCUAAUCCACUUCCUGUCGCCACUACUGGGGUGGAUUUGGAUGUGACAUUACCAGGAGAAGGUGGAAAAGAUCGUCCCUUCAAAGUGUCAAUAAAGUUUGUUUCUCGGGUGAGCUGGCACUUGCUGCAUGAAGUUUUGACAGGAAGAACCUUGCCUGAGCCUCUGGAACUAGACAAACCUAUCAGCACUAACCCUGUUCAUGCUGUCGAUGUGGUGCUACGACACCUCCCCUCCAUGAAGUACACUCCUGUGGGCCGCUCCUUUUUCUCAGCUCCAGAAGGCUAUGACCACCCCCUGGGGGGAGGCAGGGAGGUCUGGUUUGGAUUCCAUCAGUCCGUGCGGCCUGCCAUGUGGAAGAUGAUGCUCAAUAUUGAUGUUUCUGCCACUGCCUUCUACAAAGCACAACCUGUAAUUCAGUUUAUGUGUGAAGUUCUUGACAUUCAUAAUAUCGAUGAACAACCAAGACCUCUGACUGAUUCUCAUCGGGUAAAAUUCACCAAAGAGAUAAAGGGUCUGAAGGUAGAAGUGACUCACUGUGGAACGAUGAGAAGGAAAUACCGAGUCUGUAACGUAACCAGGAGGCCUGCAAGUCACCAAACCUUUCCUUUACAGCUAGAAAACGGGCAGACUGUGGAGAGAACAGUAGCACAGUAUUUCAGAGAGAAGUACAACCUCCAGCUGAAGUACCCUCAUCUUCCUUGCCUACAAGUGGGACAAGAACAGAAACACACCUACCUGCCUUUAGAAGUCUGUAAUAUUGUAGCUGGCCAGCGGUGUAUCAAAAAGCUAACAGACAAUCAAACAUCAACCAUGAUAAAGGCCACAGCGAGAUCUGCUCCAGACAGGCAGGAGGAAAUCAGCAGACUGGUGAGUUCUUUAAUUGCAAAUUACGAUGCAGAUCCGUUUGUUCAAGAGUUCCAGUUCAAGGUCAGGGAUGAGAUGGCCCAUGUGACAGGACGAGUGCUCCCAGCCCCCAUGCUGCAGUACGGAGGACGGAAUCGGACAGUGGCAACCCCGAGCCAUGGGGUGUGGGACAUGCGGGGGAAGCAGUUCCACACUGGGGUCGAGAUCAAAAUGUGGGCUAUAGCAUGCUUUGCAACACAGAGACAGUGCAGAGAAGAAAUACUGAA
Merops nubicus (carmine bee-eater) is the source of this 1370-nucleotide messenger RNA. RefSeq names its product protein argonaute-3. Gene Ontology annotation, molecular function: protein binding; RNA binding. The record is from RefSeq and is a predicted model, not a curated record. NCBI's taxonomy places the organism in Eukaryota, Metazoa, Chordata, Aves, Coraciiformes, Meropidae. The transcript is spliced from 10 exons. The annotation marks the transcript as partial.